This is a messenger RNA of Aspergillus nidulans FGSC A4, 771 nucleotides long. RefSeq lists its product as uncharacterized. Gene Ontology annotation, biological process: nucleoside metabolic process. Gene Ontology annotation, molecular function: catalytic activity. The transcript has 2 exons. The coding region runs from base 1 to 771 and encodes 256 amino acids. Lineage: Eukaryota; Fungi; Ascomycota; Eurotiomycetes; Eurotiales; Aspergillaceae. The record is from RefSeq and is a predicted model, not a curated record.
AUGAUCAUUUAUACCGGCUACAUGCAAAUCGGCGAUCACAAUGUUGCGAUUGCAUGUUUGCCGGCAGAAAUCACAGGCAAGGCGUCUGCUGCGACUGUUGCUAGAGACAUGAUCCGCAGUUUCCCAGCGAUGAGAUUUGGGUUGAUGGUUGGAGUCGGCGGUGGAGCACCAUAUUAUGGUGUGCGAGGAAAUAAUGGGUUUCUGGCCACGAAAGAGGAGGGAAACCCCGACGAUUCUGAAGACUCUGAAGAUGGUUCAGAAGAUAUACGUGACAUCCGGCUUGGUGACGUUGUGAUAAGCCUUCACUCGAAGUCUUCUGAAGCUGUUGUGCAGUAUGAUUUUGGGAAGUCACUGCAGGAAAAGGAGUUUCUACGAAGCGGCGGCGCCCUGAAUAAACCUCCAAGCAUUGUUUUGAGCGCCAUCGGUGUCCUCAAAGCCCAGCAUCAGUUGGAAGGGCAUAAGAUCUGUCAAACAUUGGCAGAGAUGGUGUCACGCUAUCCAGCACUCGCAAAAAAGUUUCAAUAUCCUGGAUCUCAGAAGGACUAUCUCUUUAAGUCAGAUUUCGUUCACAAAGCAGGGAGAAGGACAUGUAAGACUUGUCGCAGCUCGGAUAGCAACCUUGUGAAGAGGCCAAAUCGCCCUGACAACUCUCCACGAUUACACUACGGGACCAUCGGGUCAGCAGAUCAAGUGAUAAAUGACGCCAUACUAAGAGAUAAAUGGGCACGCGAGGAGAAAGUUAUUUGCUUUGAAAUGGAGGCUGCCGGUUAG